Messenger RNA from Trypanosoma rangeli, 4305 nucleotides. RefSeq lists its product as uncharacterized. Bases 1 to 4305 code for a protein of 1434 amino acids. Lineage: Eukaryota; Euglenozoa; Kinetoplastea; Trypanosomatida; Trypanosomatidae. The transcript has a single exon. The record is from RefSeq and is a predicted model, not a curated record.
AUGGAAUCCAUUCUCGAGCGUUUUCGCUCUCUUCCACUCAGUUUCUCUCUAAAAUGGAGGGCUAAGACGAGCAGCAGCCAACCGAUGGUUGUACAUGUGGAGGAAGGUAUUUCUAGGAGUGAGUUGAAAGCGCUGCCUAUUGUCUUGUCCUUUUUCCUCAUCAUGUUUUUUUUUCUUGUUAUUAUUUUGUGUGUGAUUGCUUCACCCGUUCUAUGCAUGGUUAGCGCUGCUAUAGGAGGGCGCUGUAUGCGUGCUUUGUGGGCUCUGACGGAUGUGUUUUCCAUAGCGCUUGGUAGAAGCCACCCCAAUGUGGCACGAGUGACGCAGUCGGGCAGGUACGCACGGCAGAUGGGGUAUCGCUAUGGUCCAGCGUGGCACCAAGUUGGUUUCUCAAGGGCGGUGGUGGCAAAAGAAACCACGUCGGUGGGUAAGGCGGCUGGCACACCCCCUGUUCAGCAGAACACAUUAUUGACGCCUACGACAAGCAAUGAGAUACGCACAAGGGCGGUGGAGUUGGGGCUUGUUUCGGAGGAGGCUCACUCGUCUUUUUCGGAAUUGUGUGGUAAGGGAACCUCUACCUCAAAAGAUCCCCUGCUUGAAUUUUUGGAGAAAAACGAAGAGGACGCUCCCAUCUUGCUCGCCAUGUGGACCUCUUUGCGUCGCUGCUGUUUGCAUGCCUCGGAGAUAUCGGAGUCUCUGUCGCUCACGACAAGGUGGUUUUUGCACCAUCUUAUUCGGAUGCGUGCCAUCGCGGCCGCGGUGCAGUUUUACCAGCGACUGUUGGCAUUGGGGGUGCAGUUGCAGAAGUGGGACGUUGUUCUGCUGCUGAGUAAUUUACCCUACGACCGAUCCACAACUGUAGCAGAUUCCCAAAUGGAUGCAUGGAUGCGGGAGAGACGCCUCUCGCGGGGGGCGGAGUUGCGGCAGCGUGAAAAAAGAAGACGAGGCGAAGAUACUACGUUGACGCCCCCCAAGGGGGUGGUGACACCCGCAGGAUGUGAGGGAGUGGGGAAGAACGAGGGAGAGCGUCAAGGCACCUCUGCUAGGGUCGUCACUUCUAACACCGCAGUGCCGUCGCAACCCACGAACUCUGGGCUCGGUGUCACUGCCAUUAAGAGGACUUCAAAUGAAACGGAUAACAACGUUCUUAACUCGGUAAACCAGCUGCAUUCUCAGCACCAAGGUUGGGUCAGGCAGUGGCUUCUCUAUGAGGCUUCGAUGGGAAAUAUUGAAUUUCCCGACAGCGAGGAGAGUGUGCCUAUCAAGUAUGAUGGAAAGUUGGAUGCAUCCCAUUUUGCUGACGCCGUCGAGGUCGAUGGGGACAUGCUGCAGGAUUCUUUGGAAGCAAACCGUCUAAUGGGGGUAAUAACUCAUUUAAAACAUCUCAUGUUACUGCAGGAUGCCAGUAUUCUAGUUGAGACGACUAAGACAGGAAAGUCACAGAAGUCACCCAUUAAGGUUGAUGGAGGUAAAUCCGCCAUAAGACACCGUCGCUACUGGGUGGAGGCACUUCACCUUUCAAGUGUGUACAUGGAGUCAAUUCUAGCAACAAGGCGUGUCACAUCGCUUCCCGAUGAACUUCUUGAAAUCACACGGCGGGCUGUGAUGUGCUCUCAAUCCUGGAAAGUGUCUUUUCAUUACCUUAAGUUGGCUAAGCGGUACGGCGUCGCAUUGAGCAAAGAGGACUACGCAAAAUUUGUCUUGAUGGCCGCGGAGGAGGAGCCAUGGCGAAAAAAUCCUGCAAUUGAAGAAUGUAUGGCGCAUCACAUUGUCCCGCAUAUUAUUUCAAAGUCAACGGCGGCUGGUUAUGCAGUUCAGGCUAUAUGGCUUGUAUACGCAUGCACCAUGAAGUUGGAUCGACCUGAGAAAUACGUGGAACUGCUUGGAAGCCACGCAGUGAACCUUCCUACAGCAAUAAAGGAGGCCAUUAUGCUUGCUAAACUUGCGGCCUCACAUCUGCAAAUUGAGGUUGACCGCUACCGUGCAGAGGUUGCAGCGCAAGAGUUACUUGCCACGUCGCUUCGAAAGGGUUUGUUUUCAACUGUCAAUGAAACCACGCCAGAGAAUAGUACCUCGUUACUUAAGAACCCGACUGAACAACCUGCAACUGCCUUACUUGUGGGUGCAGUCCUUUCAGAGUGGUUAAUAGAUUCUUUUGUGCUGGUUUGUAUUUCUCUCCCUCGUGUUAUCGCUUUAGCGUCCAUCCUUGUGGUUUCACAAGAAGACGCCGUUCAACUUACUUCUUUCCUUGUGGACGUAUUAUACAGUCGCAUGGGUGUAUGGGGGACGUUCUCUAAAUUGUACUUGGGGGAGGCGAAUGUUUCUGCACGUAGAGCCCCAGAGAGGUCGUCCGUCGCCGCCUACAUGGCGUUAUGUGUUUUUCGUGUUGCCCUGGCGUUGUGUACGGCCCAUGGCGAGUUUGCCUCGCGACGACGAGGCGUCGCCUUGCUUACCCCCAAGCAGCUGACACUUUUUCUAGGCAUGGGAACGGAGGCGCUGAGCGCCAUCCCUUCUUACGCAUAUAAGAGCGUAGAGUUGCGAUCCGUCAUGGCGAGGUUAGUGCGAACGGCUGUCCGGCUGACAAAGGAGAUGUGCCGACUCUUUAACCUUACCCCCAGUAGUGAGAAGCUUCUGUUUGGUGUCACCUCGGAGGAAACGGUGGAGUCCCUCGUUCUCAUGGUCCGUAUCCUUUUGCUCCUGCACACAGAUGCGCCUAGGCGACAUUUCCCGGUGAGUACACAAUUUUUUUUACGUUCUCUUUUCCGGCCUAACGUUGGCUUGGGAAAACAAGUCCGACAUUCUCUGCGGCAGAAGGAAGUGCGUCAAUUAGAUGCCCUUCUCUACAGGCAAGCCCAUAGUAGAACCAAUGAUGAUGAUGAUGAUGUUUCUCCUUCAACCCAGCGUCUUCAGAUAUUCUCUCCGGAGGACGUUGCAAGGAUUGAGGCGACAGCAAAAAUGCAUAGGUCGAUUUAUUCUGUGGUUGUUCACCAUGAAGGUGAUUCCUCUGCCGUUGAAGAUGCGCUUAGCUCUCGUCUUCACUCAAUGAAGUCGGAUGAUGCCUUCUUACUCUUACAUGUUACCCUCCAUCAUUUACGUUUGCGUCCUGGAACUUUUGGAAUGCCGUUUUUUGUCAAUGUGUUGGAGCGUCUUCGCGGCGGCGCAACGGGUGCAACUGAUGGGAGUUCUUUAUGGUUAAAGGCCAUCUCGGUGUAUUGGGAUGCUGUGGAGCAUACUGCAGCUCAUUCUGGUUCUCUCAGCACAGCGAAGGCCAGUGAUAGGCGAGGUUUUCAGAAGCAUGAAAGAAAUGUUUUGUCGGAACUCCUUUUACCGAUGAUGCAGCUUAGCAUGUCGAUAAGAAGAAGAGACCUUGGGUGGGUUUGGCUGGAUCGCUGGGCUUCUCUGUACACACCUGUGGAACGCGACACAUGCUGGGCUAUCCGUAAUGUUCAGGCAAGAUCGACCCUUCAUGACAAGCAUGCUUUGCAUAUGUGCCUUAAACUUGUCUUGAACGAGCAGCAGAAGGUGGUGGUGCCGGAGGGGGUCCAUGUAGAACCACCAUCAGCCUCAUUCACCUCACUUCUGUGUGAGGUUGCUGUGAAACAUGCUGAUUGGCGAGAGGCGUUGGAUAGUUUGUUGCGGCCCUUUAUUAACUUUGCAAGCUGCAGAAGCUCCAUUACGCCGUUGCCAAGUAUUGUCGCUUGCUCUGCGUUGCGGAUUCUAUGUCGUGCCCCUGUUAACCUCUCCAACACCGCUCUACGGCUUCGGGAGAUUCAGGGGGACCAGUGGGAUCUUCAAAGUGCCAAUGGACUUUUGUUGCUGCUUGUGCGCCAACGGAGGUGGAAACUUGCUUUGCAGCAUGUCAAGGAGAUGUGUCCGUUGUUGGACGGCGUCACUGACACGCCGGCAGGAGGCGCAAACAGCUACAGCCCCAGUAAUAUACAUGAGAAGCGUAUCAAGGAUGAGAAACAGUUGAAAAUGAAUCAGGCAUUUUUUCUCCUUUAUGGUCUGCGGGCGUGCGCCAUUGGUGGAUGUGGCGAGGAGGCCGCUCUGCUGUACGACCGUGUCAAGCUAUUACUGACAGAGGCAUGCACUGGUAGUGCAUUGGAGAAGACAGCCACUAGCGGCUCUGCAGCGCAUCUGGAGGAAUUGCUCUUCUCCACCUUGGAUCCUGAUGAGGUGGUGGCAAACGUCUCUUCUGUAGGGGAUGAAAAUGAUCAGCUGCACAUUAUUGUGGGCCAAGCGCGUCGCUAUUUCCUUCGUGCCAUGACGAAGAAGAGUUUGGUUACCCAAGGCUUGCAUAAGUGA